Molecule: messenger RNA, 1864 nt
Organism: Bufo gargarizans (Asiatic toad)
Lineage: Eukaryota; Metazoa; Chordata; Amphibia; Anura; Bufonidae
Gene: REP15
Product: RAB15 effector protein
Exons: 1
Coding region: 109-834 (241 amino acids)
Biological process (GO): receptor recycling
Source: RefSeq, a predicted model, not a curated record
GCUCAGUGUAGGUCGCAGCUGCUGCCAGGAUUACGAACAUCUCCAGGUUUUGUUCACUCUGCUACUUCAACUUUCAUGACGGCUCCUCAGAUCUGAUCACCUAAGAAGAUGGGUCAGACACCCUCAGGUCCCGUGAUAAUCUCCCAGCUGGAGAAGGUGGACAUCGUUUGUGAAAUAUUCAGCCAGGGUGUGGUGCACGCGUCUAACAAGCUAAGGGACUACCUUGGAUUUGAGGACCCUUAUGGCAAUCUUCGUCCUAGCACUGACACUUUGACUGAGAUUUUCUUGGUAAACUUCAUUAACUUCUGCGUUGAGAAGGGCGUUGAAGAACGAAUUGCGACCAGCAAGAUGACCAAGCAGCAGGCCGUUUUGUUUGGCGUGGACUGGAUAUGGACACUAUUGGGUCCUGACAAGUCAGUGAGGCUUCAGAUUGCCGUCCAGGCCUUACAGAUGUCUGACUUCGAUGGAGACAGUAGAGGUGACCCUGAAGUAUUUCACUAUGGGGCCUUCAAGGAAAUACAACUGACAGAUGCCUUCUACAAGAACAAGAGCCUCUAUGAGAAGCUUGAAGAGUUCUGCCGCCUGGUGGGCUCGGAUUGCCUGGGAAUGUUCAUGGUGUUUGGUAUUCCAGGAAAACCCAAGGAUAUUCGAGGAAUCUUAUUGGACAGCGUAAAUAAGGAAAACAAGAAACAUGCCUUGCCUGGAGAACAAGCUCUGCAGCAAUUCAUUCUGAACACGGACACCUUCCUGCCCACCCGGGACAUGCUGGACACAUGUAUGGCUAAGAGGAACGGGCAGAGGAACAUCGGAAAAGUCUAUAUCAACUUCUUAUAAAAAAAAAAGGGCAAAGUUAGCUGACAACUAACAUGGCUGCCAUUACACUUAACAGGUUUUCACUCAACUUUCCCAAACUCUUGAAUGCAAUAUCUAUCUAAGCUAUCCUGGGGUAUGGGAGGAGGGGGAAAAAAUGGUGUAUUAAAAGGAAUCUCCACAGUGUGGAGAGCUUCCUGGUAAUAGUAGGGCAACCUAAGGGGUUUUCCAGUUUUAAUAAGCUCUGUGUUUGUCCUCCUCAUGGUGAAGAUCUUUGCUUGCUGUCAGUGAAUGGGAACAUUCUUGUUUACAUCAAAAGGCUGAAAGCCUGCCCUGGCCUUAUAAUUCUCACAAUUUAGGGUUUUUACAGUUGUAUCCAGGCUGAUGAGUUUGCCUCACAGAGGAUUGUCUACACUGGAUAGAACUGUAGAAAACCCUCUACCCUGUCUAGGACACUAUUUGGCACAACCAGGCUGUAUAGGCAAUGUUUGGCUCUACUCAGGCAAAGCAUGGCACUCCCUGGCCACUAUAUGGUCCUGUUUAGGCACUGUUUGUGUCUAUAUGACCACAUUCAGGCGCACUAUGUGGCUGAGCACCAGAUUACACUCUCUAACUGCAGCAAGGACCUAACAAGCCCAUAAUCUAUCCACAUGAGAAAGAGAGGUGGGGGAAUAAUAUUUGAUUAAGGCCCCACUGUUAAUGCCCCCCACUCACCAUAACUUAUUCUGUAAAGUGAAAAAAAUAUUCAUUGCCCAUGUACAGUGUGUGACUCCUGCGCUGUACACACCCGGAUACUGUUAUAGUAAAUGUGACAAAGCUUCAGAUUACAGGGCGAGCCUCACACCCUUUCAUUGCUGGCUGCAGUAUAAUUUCCUGGUUGUGGUUAUUAUCCCAUUGGCCUCAAUGAGGGCAAAAAAUAAGGCAUAAGAGGACAGCAUUAAGCCUCCUUCACGACCGUAUCAGUUUUUGUGGUCAGCAAAUCGCAGAUCCACAAAAUACAGAUACCGGCCUUUUGCAGAUCAGUACGUUCUUCCCUUUUGUUAGAAAUGCCUAU